AUGGCAGAAAUAUUAAAGGAAUGGCUCUCGCAAACACUGAAUCGGCCGAUCACAUGGGCAACCGAAGAAUUUGGAAACAUGAUGAAAAAUGGUCAUAUUAUAGCAACAGUCUUACGAUGUUACCACGUUAUAAACGAUGACAAUCAUUACCUUAUAAGAACUAGUAACGAGGAGGACGAUAUUAAACAUAAUUGGAAAUAUUUAAGCGAAUGGUUAAAAGAUAUAGAAGUGAACUUAAGUGAAGAAGAUUUAAAUAAUAUUAUAAAGGGAAAAGGUUCAUCUUUACUUCGCUUAUUUUAUCAACUUUUUCUCCAUUUGGAUAAAUGUGACCGUACUAAUUUUAUUAAACGUGAGCAAAAAAUGAUGUCGAACUUGAUAGAAAAAAUGGAAAAUAGAUUUGCAGUUCACAGUGUCCAGAUAAAUCAGGAAUCAUUUGUCAGUGAACUUUCAAAGCCAUUACUAGAUGAAAGAAAAUUUAUAGAAUGGCAAAAACAGAAAACACAACAGGUGAAAGAAUCUUUCGAUUACCUUCGACAUAAAUAUUUAAGAACAUUUAUAAAAAUGGAAGAGUCUAAGGCACCUUUGGAUUAUAAUUGUAAAGAAUCACGAAGUAUUUCCGUUAAAGAAAAGAAAGAAAUUGAAAAGUUUGAAUUAAAAUAUCCAUGCAAAUUUCAAAAUUAUACUUUUGAAGAACUAUCUCUGCUAGAGGAGAAAGCUCUAAAGCGUAAAAAAUCGAUAAUUGAUUCUGAAUGGGCUACGGAAUAUAUGAAUAAUUUGUUUGACAGAAUGCGAAAAAAGUCUGAUUCAGAAGAUUUUCAACGACAAAUGGGAAAUGUUCUUGGUAGUUCCUUAUGGAAUGUUUGCGUCACUGAAGAGGAAGACAAAGUGGACAUGGAACUUGCCAAAAAGGUAAUGAAAUUAUCGGAAUUCGAAAAGCAGAUGUGUACUCAAAUUAUGGAAACAAAACAACAAGCGCGAAAUUUAAUAAAAAAUAGAAUACAAGGUGAAAAGGAGUUUGCUGAACAAAGAGAGCACCAACUGAAUAUAUUUUUUGACGAACUUAAAGAAAAAAUUAUUUCUGGUGACUUAGAAGUUGAUUUUGAAAAAAUGAGACAGAAUAAUUUACAUAAUAAAUUAUUUGCUGAGAAAAUGAAAAGAAAACGACAGAUGUAUCAUAAUAUAUGCUAUGAAACUCUUAUAGCAAUAGUCGAUUAUGCGGUCAAAUAUGGCUAUUUUAAAAAGUUGAUAGAUGGUGAUGUGCCUGAACAAUUUGUCCAUGAAUGGAAAUCAUUAUUCUUUAAGCAUCAACCUAUUUUCGAUAUUCUUGAUUCAAAUGAAGACAUUUUGAAAAUAAAAGAUACUGAAGAAAUCUCUUGUCUCGAAUCGUCUUCAUUUGAAACAGAAGAAAUAUUGAUAAUGGAGUGCAAAAGACAAGGAGUUUUGGAUAGUUGUGAAUUUGAAGAAUAUGAUCAUUACCUAUACCCGUGGAAAUUAGAUAUAUUGAUACCAAAUUACGAUCCUCACUCAGAGGAGAGAAAGAUUGAACAUUUAGGAAUGCGUGUGUUAGGACAUGUAAUAUAUACUUUACUUGAAUUGAAGUAUCCAUAUCCAUCGGCAAACUUACCUGCUGAGCUACCUGAAUACUCAUCUAAAUCUCUACUGCGUGGACUUCCAGACAAGUCCUUGACGCAGGUAAUGCAAUCCUUAUUAACAUUUCGUAAAAUACACGUGAUUCGAUUGGAAGCCGUUAUCAACUAUUGCUUAAGACAAUUUAAAACAGAAAUGAUUGGGCGAAAUGACAUAGAUCUUUCAUUUGAUAAUUUUCUUAAUGUUGCGCAAGUAGAAGAAAAUAAAGAAUUCAUUAAAUCAAUGAAAUCUGAAGACGAAAGUUAUUCCAAAAAUGGUGUUAUUACAUCAGAACUGUUACUUUCAUCACUACCUAAUACUAAGUCAACUCAAACACCAAAAUGUAUACCCGACGAUAACAUUUCUUUGUCAGCUGUUGCAAAUCUAGGCAAAUAUGCCUACGAUGCUCUUACCCAAGGAGAAACCUUAACUGAUUAUUUAGUGUCAGCAAUGAUAGUAGAAUAUCUUAAAAAUCAAAAAGAAAUUAAUGGGUUUGUUAUCAUAAAUUAUCCAAACAGUUAUCAUCAAGCUCAAAUAUUAGAAGAAAGCUUUUCUGGUUAUGGGCCACCUGAUGCGGAGGAAUUAGAUGAUAAUGACGUUAUACAUUUAGAAGAAAGUAUUAUUAAGCAUCGUAAAAAUGAAGUUGACCCUUAUAAAGAACUCAGAACUUCUAAAGUUGUGAGGAAUCCACAUAAAAGAAUGGUCGAAAAACCAUUUGAAACUUAUUUUACUUCUUAUAUUCAUCUCAAACAUACUGAUGACAUUUUGAAGGAAUUAGUGAUUUGGCAACUAAAUCAUAAUAAUUCGGAUUUUACUGAUAGAUUUUAUGCAAGUAUGGGAAUAAAUUAUAGUUUAUACUACGAAGUAGUGGAUAAAGAAUUACUAGCUCAAAUUUGUAAAUACAUUAUUGGCGACUUCAGUUUUCCAUUAAAAUCUUAUGACGAAAUAUUUGGUGACCAUGUUUUAAGUGAACUUGACUUUCCUAAAGUUGAUGGAAAACGAAUCAAUUCUAAAAUUGUUAAACAAGAUGUUGCUAAUGAUAAAUCAAACGACAAAAUACGUAGGGGCACCAAGCUAAGUAAGACGUUUAAUGAAACCGAAUUAGAAGUCAUAAAAGCACCUCAUUCAUUAGAAGAUGUACCUCAAAAUAGCAUUAAAACUUUAGACAGUAUGAUAGCACUCGGUAUUAAAAGCAAGUCAUUGCAUAGCUUAAACCAAGUAAAAAUUAUGGCCGGUGACGAAAAUUGGGUCUUUGCAGAUUUACCUAUUGCUGAAGCUAUAGGUAAAUCCUUAGCCAGUUAUUGGGAGGAGGUUGAAAAAUUAUACGUUAAUAAUAUGAAACAGCUGUUUUUUGCUAAGCGUUUACAAAUGAAUUGUGUUAUACCGUACACAAGAUUUUUGAAGGAUAAAAUUAAUCAAAUUGUAACACUUCCGUCCAAUAAACAGGAUUUAGUUAGUGAAUUUCAAAAAAAAUACAAUGACUUUGAAAAUGAUUGGCGUAAUAUUAAUGUAACUAAAAACGAAUGGCAUUGCCGGGUAAAGGAAUUACAGAGCAAGUUAUAUAAAAUUUGUGAUGAAAGAAAAAUAACAGCUCAACAACAGAGACAUGCACUUAUUUGUGAUAAUUGGGCUUUGGAAGAGUUAACUACUUUAGCCAAUACAUAUAUAUCUUGUAUGCAAGCGGAAAUGAAUAGAUCCAUUAUGACCUUUCAAAUAUUUCAUGAUUUCUAUUUUACUAUGUUAAAAGGUUCUCCGCCUUCUGAAAGAUUAUCGUCUAAAGAUUUAACAAAAAUAUUUCGGGAAACCGAUAAAUCAUCUUCUUCUACAAAGAAAGGAGGAGAUGAAAAGUUAUAUAAACAGUUAAAAACGGUUUUUCAAGAUCUUUAUGUAAAGGGUAUGGAAUUUGAUUACAGCAACAAUCCUUUUAAUUUAUUAAUUGAAAAUAAUGUCAAGUUUGCUUCAAAAAUAAUUAAGGAUAUGAACGAAUCUUACCGAUCACUUAUUAGUAAAGAAUAUAACGAAAAAGCUAAAACAGUACCAAUAAUUAAGAAGAGAGAUGUAAACGUUUCCGUAGAGUCGAGUAAUCUUGAAGAAAUUCUAAGAAGGAAUACUGUAAAAUGUCUCGAAGAGUGGUCUAUGGGUGUCAAUGGUGAAAUGUUCCGUUUCAAUUUACGUAUUUUGGCCCUACAGUAUAAAUGCUACAAAGAUAUGAAAUUAUUUAAUGACCUUAUACUAAAGACAUUUAUCGAAAUUCAAAACGAAAUUAAUGCUUAUUACAUGAAUGAAAUUAUAUCAGUAGAUAGAUUGUGUAAAUAUUUACACAUGACAAUAGAAAUAGGAACAGGAAUACCUGAAACUUUAAUACUCAAGGAUGAUAAAUUUGAAAUAGAUCCAAACGUUUGCCAAUUUUCCCCAUCUUCCCAAAACUUAGAUAUAGAAAACAAAUGUGAAUCUAUCGGAUACUAUAAAUUUAAAAUAUACCAAUUGGCUCGCUUGCGUUCACAAUUUAAAAUUGUGGCUCCAACGGGAAUUAUCCUCCACCAAGCUUUUAUUUACCUAUUGCAAGAUUUCAUUAUAUUUGGAAAAGAAAAUCUGGAAGGUCCAUUACUUCCUGAGGCAUGGAAAAAUGUGGAUCCCGAAGAAGUUCCAAAAUUAGUGCUUUUAUUAUUUGGGGAAACAGCUUAUGUAGAUUGGAGGGAUUUUCUUAUUUAUUGUCUUCAUAUCCGAUUUCCGUCAAUUAACGAGUUAUUACAACUUAGAAAAAAAUUUCGUUGUAAUGAUAAGGAUUCUAAAGAAAUUACAACACGAGAUUUUUUUGUAAAUGAAAAACUUUGGUUUGAAAAUGAUUUCAUAAUUGGAGAAAAACGGGAUCAACUGCAGCUAAACUUAAUAAAGCACUUUUUAUUUGAACUUUAUGAAACUGCAGAAAAUUUCAUUAAUUACUCAGCAUUUUUAUUGGCGUUUUGUAAAAAUUCUGAUCCAAUCAAAGGUUUUGUUGCAGCUGUAUCUAUGGCAGUAGGACAAGAAAUAUGUUUUUUACAAGAAGAGUGUGGUGAAGUUGUUACUGGUUUAAUAAAAGUGAAAAAAUACAAAGAUGAAAGUUUAGCAUGUGCUUUAAAGUGCGUUGCGCAAUUUUUAAGCAACCUUGUUCAGAAUGUUGUUGAUACUUGUGAAAGAGUGAAGAUAGAAGAGUUAAAAUAUAUAGAAAAUUUAACGAAUAAUAAGAAAGGUAAAAAAGGGAAAAAUAUUGGCAUACCAAAAAAAACAGAGGUUCAUCAAAAUGAACGUGUGGAUAAUUCACAAAAGGUGCUAAAAUCUCGCUCUAAAUUACGAAUUUCUAUGGAUACAAACGGGUCAAAGACAACACUUGUUUGUCCACCGUGUGAACAAUUUGAUUUAGUAAAUGAAACAGAUAUGGAAAGAGAAAAAAAUUUUGUUGAGCCUGAAAUUAUAGUCCCAAACCCGAAUUUAAUAUAUGCGGUUAAUAAGUCUUUAAUUUGGAAGGUUUUAAAAAUUUGCCUGCCUUGGCAUUUUCAGCUUUUACCUGAAACAAAUGAAUCUCCAUAUGUUCAGCAAGUUGAAGAAGUAUUAAGACGCUUAGAAUUGGAUACGGAUAACAAAGACAUAUAUAUUUGUAAAUUAGUCUCUGAUCCCAAAUUUGUUAAGUUGUUGCAUAAAGUUAAAAAAUUUACUGCUAUAAAUUUGGCCGAUGUGAUCCAAAAAAUAUUUUAA
Molecule: messenger RNA, 5358 nt
Organism: Parnassius apollo (apollo)
Lineage: Eukaryota; Metazoa; Arthropoda; Insecta; Lepidoptera; Papilionidae
Source: the annotation of a GenBank genome assembly